CAGCUGCUGUGUGUUUGUUUAUGUCCUUCAUGUUGUGAUAUUUAUGUGAUCUUUAGAUGUUGAAGAUGAGUUUGCAGGUGGAUCUGAUGUGCUGUAAAUCAGUAGGAACUGAUCUGUCCAUGCUGGAUAUUGAUGAUUUCAUGACAGAAAUCUCUCAGCUGAAGAAAGAGGUGGCGUUACUGGAGGCAAAGCUGAGGGAAAGAGGAGAUCCACUGAACGGAGAGGAGCUGGAGAAGGUUUCCUGUCAAUCUUCAGUGUGUGUGACUGAUGGGACCUCCACAGAAUGUCAGGAUUCAGUGUGGAGCGUCAGAGAUCAGAGAUCCAGAGACACACAGGACUCAGAGCUCAGCCUCACUUUACUCUGUUAUACUGACGCUCAGGAGAGUGUGUGUGACAGUAAUCAGGGUGAUCAAACCUCCACAGAGUCUCUGGCUUCUGUCUGUAACGCUGGAGAACAGCAGAUGCUGCAGAUACCAUUGAAGAUGUGUUCAGUGAAGCUGCUGGACUGCAGGAACCUGAUGGAGAUGAGAGGAGAAACCACAGCAGAGGAACAGCAGAGUGAUGAAGAUGAUUUUAUUCAACAUGACAAACACGAUGAAGAUGAUAAUGAUUUUCUUCCUUCAGAUGCAAACAGUGUUUCAUCAUAUGAUGGAGAAAUGGCUUCUACAGCAAAAGCAAGACAUGAGGGAAGAGUGCACAGAGAAAAGAAGAUUUUCCAGUGCAGUGAGUGUGACAAGUGUUUCAGCCUCAAAGCAAGUCUUGUUGCUCAUGAGAGAAUACACACAGGGGAGAAACCGUACAAGUGUCCUCACUGUGAGAAGAGAUUCAGACACGGGGCACAUCUGAAGGCACACUGUGUCCGUUUGCACACCAAUGAGAGUCCGUAUCAGUGCAGUGAAUGUGGGAAAACAUUUGUGCAUAUAAAUUCUCUAAAGUCACAUCAGGAAAUACACUCCGAGGAGAAACCCUAUCAAUGCUCCCAAUGUGAUAAACAAUUCCGUAAAAAAUCUCAUCUGACUGUCCAUGAGAGAAUUCACUCCGGAGAGAAACCUUACCUCUGCUCUCACUGUGGAAAGAGCUUUCCUAAUUCACGUCAGUUCAGAGUUCAUGUAAGAGUGCACACGGGAGAAAAGCCUUAUCACUGUAGUGUUUGUGGAAAGAGUUUUAGUCAAUAUGCCCACUUAGUAAAACACCAGAGAACACACACUGGAGAAAGACCUUACAAAUGCAGUCAGUGUGACAAAACGUUUGCUCGAUCAGAUGUCCUGAAAACCCAUCUGAGAAUGCAUACAGGAGAGAAACCUUACAGCUGCUGUAUCUGUAGGAAGGAAUUUUCUCAUUUAAAAAGUUUUCAUACUCAUCAGAAGAUACAUGCUAAAAAGCAAAUUGCCCUGGAAUCAUUGUAGCAUCUUUUAAUGCCUCAGUUUGUGAUCUGUGAAAAAGCCUCGCCCCCCACCACCCCAACUACACCAUCAUAUUGUUUGGUUUCAUAUUGUUUGGUUAAUGACAUGCACUGAGGAGCCAAAACAUUAUGAUCACCUGCCUAAUGUGCUGUUGGUCCUCUGCAUCCUGCCAAAGCAGCACUGAUCCACUGAGGCAUGGACUGUACAAGACCCCUGAAGGUGUCCUGUGGUAUCUGGCACCAAGACAGUAGCAGCAGAUCCUUCAAGUCCUGUUAGUUGCGAAGUGGAGUCACUGUGGAUCGGACUUGUUGGUGCAGCACAUUCCACAGAUGCUCAAUCGGAUUGAAAUCUGGGGAAUUUGAAGGAAAGGGCAACACCUUUGAAGGCCACUGCCAUCAUGGAAUACCAUUGCCACGAAAUGGUGUACCUGGUCUGCAAUGAUGUUUAGGUAGGUGGCACGUGUCAAAUUGAUGUCCACUUGAUUGGUCAGACCCAGGGUUUCCCAGCAGAACAUUGCCCAGUGCAUCACACUCACUACCAGCUUGUCAUCUUCCACAGUGCAUCCUGGUGCCAUCACUUCCCCAGGUAAAUAGCGCACAUGUACAUGGCCAUCCACGUGAUGUAAAAGAAAACCGGACUCAUCGGACCAUGCAUGCUUCUUCCACUACUCCAAGGUCUAGUUCCGAUGCUCGCGUAUCCAUUGUAGGAAUUUUCGAUGGUGGACAAGGCCAAGGGUCAUCAUGGGCACUCCUUACAGUUUCAGAGAUGCUCUGACCCAGUCAUUUCACCAUAACAAUUUGGUCCCUGUCAAAGUCGUCAGGUCUUUACUCCUGCCCAUUUCCCCUGCAUUCAACACGUUAACUACGAGAACUGAUUGUUCACUCACCUUCUAAUCUACCCAGACCUUGACAUGUGACCUUGUUAGGAGAUGAUCAACAUUAUUCACUUCACCUGAAAAUCAUUAUGGCAGAGUAUGGUCGUGGUCAAUGCUGGACUUGACCCAUCGACUUAUUUUAUAAUGCAUGGAACAUCUCCUGUCACACAUGUCCCUGUUGCUGACUUGUGAAAUGGAUCUGUUUUUCAGCUGUAGUCCCUGGACAGGAAAAGUAAAUUACAAAUAGCAUCAUUAAAACAUUAGUCAAUAAACAACAAACAAAAACAUAGCACUCAAAGUAAAAAUACAUUACAAAUAUCAAAUAAAUCAUAUUACAUGUGUAAAUAAUUGAGCUACUUAAUAAGAAGGUGCUAAAAAUUAUAGUAAUUACCAGAUUACAAGUUAUUCAAUGUUUGCAAGUUUGGAUUGUUGUUUGCCAUAUUUUCAGAUGUAAGUUACAUUGUGCAAGAGUAGGACAUUGUCUUAUGUUAGUUGGUAACGUAUUCCAAAUAUUGACAGCUCUUAUAGAGAAAGCUGAACAACCAAAGUCUGGGACUUCUACCUUCUUUUUGUUACUAAAAAACAUGCAUGCUGUUUUCUGAACGUUUAACGUAAGACAGGACUGUGUAAGCCAAUCAAAUAUUUUAGCCAUUGCAGAUGAUAUCUUGAACACCACCUGUUCACUAGUUUUGGCAUGUACAUAAAUCACAGUAUUGUCUGCAUACAUUUGAAAAUGUACAUCCGGACAGGGAUGUGGAAAAUCGUUCAAGUACAAACUGAUGAGUUGGGGCCCAAUGUAGACCCCUGAGGGACCCCAGUUCAACAAUCUCUUAAGGAGGUUAUAUAUGUUUCAACCCUGUUUUCUCAUUGUCAAACACGAUUCAAUCCAUUUAUUGCAUCAACUGACAGAUUAAACGUGAUAGUUAUAUAAAAGUAUAUUAUGGUUCAGAUGGUGUCAAAUGCCUUACGUUGAUCAAGGAACAUGGCACCUACAACUCCACCCAUGUCUAAUUUUGACCUUACUUGCUCAAUAAAAUAACAAACAGCAGUUUCCGUUGAAUGAUGUUUGCGAAACCCGAAUUGCGUGGGAAACAAUUAGUUGUGUGUGUUAAGAAAAUUCGUAAGUUGCUCUGUUACUGCCUUUUCUGCUAUCGUGGAAACUACUGACAGAAUUGAAAUAGGCCUAGAGUUGACAGCACUGGUUGGUUCAGUGUCCUUGAAAACUGGAGUAAUUACCCCGGUUUUCCAGCAGUUGGGAAAUAUACAUUGUCUGAUGAAGAGAUUUACAAGAUGGGUGAUAGGAGCUAAAAGUCUAUUUAUUAUUUUUCAGUCUAAGCCAUCAAUAUCUUUGGCAGUAGCAUUUUUAAAGGAUGUUAAGAUGUUAUAAAUUGUAUGCUCAGUGACUGUUGUUAAGUGAAAUGCAGGAUGUGCCAGGUUGGGGAGAGUCAUUUGUUUAAUUCUCAUUCCAGAGUCGACGAUGUAGUUAUUAAAUAUGUCUGAAAUUUUAUCUAACUCAUCAGUUAUUCUUCCUUGAAAAUAACUUGUGCCGAAGUGGCACAGCUGCCCUUGGUUUCCGGAGCUGGUGGAGCUGUCUGAGGCUCCUCCGUUGAGGAAGGACCUGCUCUCACAGGUGUGAUCAACAAGGCACGAUUUGAAACACUUAAAAUGUUCAUGCU
Molecule: messenger RNA, 3953 nt
Organism: Xyrauchen texanus (razorback sucker)
Lineage: Eukaryota; Metazoa; Chordata; Actinopteri; Cypriniformes; Catostomidae
Product: zinc finger protein 501-like
Exons: 3
Coding region: 57-1406 (449 amino acids)
Biological process (GO): central nervous system development; regulation of transcription by RNA polymerase II
Cellular component (GO): nucleus
Molecular function (GO): DNA-binding transcription factor activity, RNA polymerase II-specific; RNA polymerase II cis-regulatory region sequence-specific DNA binding
Source: RefSeq, a predicted model, not a curated record